Molecule: messenger RNA, 3844 nt
Organism: Lethenteron reissneri (Far Eastern brook lamprey)
Lineage: Eukaryota; Metazoa; Chordata; Hyperoartia; Petromyzontiformes; Petromyzontidae
Gene: PHKG1
Product: phosphorylase kinase catalytic subunit gamma 1
Biological process (GO): glycogen metabolic process; protein phosphorylation
Cellular component (GO): phosphorylase kinase complex
Molecular function (GO): phosphorylase kinase activity; ATP binding; calmodulin binding
Source: RefSeq, a predicted model, not a curated record
GAAGGACGACUGCGUGCGAGGGGGAUUGUUGGGGGAGAGUAGCCGGCAUUGAAUGAGGGAAAGGAUGAGAGAUUCGCAUAGAACGAGAUCCGUGUAGAAUCUCUCUGUCUGUGUUGUUGUGGUGGUGGUUGUUGUUGUUGUUGCGGGCAAGAGAGAAGGAGGUUCUGAAUCUUUGUUCGCCAAAUCCGACACGGGCUGAUUCUUCUCGAGGUGAAGUCGAAGACGCCGGUGUGCAGGUAUGACGCGUGACCUCGCCAUUCCCGAUGGCGAUCACACAGAGCCGGUUGCGGCGCAGGACUUCAACGACAAAUACGAACCAAAGGAGGUCCUCGGCAGUGGCGUGAGCAGCGUGGUGCGGAGAUGCGUGCACAAGCGCACGGGGCAGGACUUCGCCGUGAAGAUCAUAGACAUCACGCCCGAGCGCCUAAGCGAAGAGGAGCUGGAGGACAUCUACAGCUCUACCGUAAAGGAGGUGGACAUCCUCAAGGCGGUCUCGGGCCACCCCCACAUCAUUACCCUCAUAGACGCCUACGAGUCCAGCACCUUCUUCUUCCUGGUGUUUGACCUGAUGAAGAGGGGAGAGCUGUUUGACUACCUGACAGAGAAAGUGGCGUUGAGUGAAAAGGACACCAGGAACAUCAUGCGCUCCAUCUUCGAGGUGGUCCACUUCCUGCAUGCCAAGAACAUCGUGCAUCGCGACCUCAAGCCGGAGAACAUCCUCCUGGACGACAACAUGAAUAUCCGCCUCUCCGACUUUGGCUUCUCCAUCCAGCUGCGGCCCGGCGAGCGCUUGCGAGAGUUGUGCGGGACGCCCGGCUACCUCUCUCCCGAGCUGCUCAAAUGCUCCAUGGAUGAAUCUCACCCCGGCUACGGCAAGGAGGUCGACCUGUGGGCGUGCGGCGUGGUCAUGUACACGCUGCUGGCCGGCUCCCCGCCCUUCUGGCAUCGCAAGCAGAUGACCAUGCUGCGUCUCAUCAUGGACGGCAAGUACGACUUCAGCACGCCCGAGUGGGAGGAUCGGUCUGACACCGUCAAGGACCUGAUCUCGCGCCUCCUUGUAGUGGAGCCAGAGAAGCGCUUCACGGCGGAGCAGGCCCUGGCGCAUCCCUUCUUCCAGCAGUACGACGUGGAGGAGGUUCGCCACUUCAGCCCCUACCGCAAGUUCAAGACCAUCAUGCUGACGGUGCUGGCGUCGGUGCGCAUGUACUACCACUACCGGCGCGUGCGCCCCGUCACCACGGAGAUCUUGCUGCGCGACCCGUACGCACUGCGGGCCGUGCGGCGUCUCAUCGACGGCGCCGCCUUCCGCAUCUACGGCCACUGGGUGAAGAAGGGCGAGCGGCAGAACCGCGCCGCGCUCUUCGAAAACACGCCCAAGGCCGUGCUCAUCCAGAUGGCGGCCGCCGAAUACGACGAGGAGGAAGAUGAGGAGGAGGAAGAGGAGUAGCGGUGGCUGCGGCUGCUACUGCCGCCACCUCUCUGGUGGAGGAGGCCAUUUCCGUCAACGGUGAAAUUUUUUUGGCUUGUCCGCUCGGAGAAUUGGCACGUCUAAAGAGGCUAUUAUGGCCACCUUCCCGUGAUGGCCAGAAUAUCUCAACAAGAGGUGGGAGUCCUCGCACUGUGCCCCACCACACGCCAGGGUGUGCUAUGUCAAUUGGGGUCCCCGUUGGCUUUUGUCAGUAAGUUGUGUAAAGGUGCAGCACUGCAAUUGCCUGCUCACGCCGCUGCUGGGCAGAACGGCCUCCCCUCCGAGAAUAUCCCGAGAGCCCCUCACGAGGGUAUUGUGGGAUAUUCUUCCUCGCUGGCCAGACACACACGGCACCUGCCGAUUGGAUAAACGCGGGUCCAUUGGCCAGACUAAAAUUUGGUGUCACCUAAGGUAAGCGCAUCUUUAGUUGUACCGAUUUAUUUAUACGGCGAAUGAGUGUGAUUUUUUUUCAUAACCAACUCAUUUCAAAUGGUAGUUAUUGGCCAAAUGAGUCAAUUGGAAUUCACUGAAGUUAUGCCGCAUUGGGUGGGCUCAUGGACUAAAGAGGCCAAUUGCAGUGGAAGAAGAUCCUGAGUUUGUUAUAAUUACAAACAAAGUGUUGCCAGGUCGAACAUAUUUCCCUCUAGCACCCGAUUAGUGCAGCUAAGAUUCUUGCAGUGACUGAAAACAUUUCGUUUGCAGGAUGUUUUAAAGUGGUAGGCCUCGUCAUCUACCAUCCCUGUGGUAGAGUAACAGUGACAACAGAAGUACUUAGAUGUGUAUGGAACUCUUUAUUGAAAAGUUUUCAGCGCCAGUCAGGUUUAUUAAAUUCUACACUUGAGUGUGUUACAGCCGUUUGUCCAUCCACUGCUGGAUCAAUACUUCCCCUUGCUGUGUCAGUCACGAGGUUUUUUAAAAUCGUAUUUCCCCACGCUGGUCAAUGCUAAUUGGUGAAGGCGGGGCGGGGGCAGGAGCCAGGACUGAUUGGGAUAUCACUCGCCACUUGUAUUAGCCAUGGCCAGGAAUCGAACUCGGAUUUGCGGGGGUUCUUUGCAACUGCCUCCCACCUCCCGCCCCCUCUUUGCAAUGUAUUGAUUGUGAAAUAUGCAGUUCAAGGGGAAUUCUUUAGGCUGAACAUCCAAACUCCGGUAUGGAUUUUUACACUCGCAAAAUAAAUCCUCACUCGUUAAGGGGGAAACUUCUCUUGCGAUGAAACAUCAGGGUCGUGUUCCGUAUUCGCAGGAGUCGCUGCCUGGUCGUUGAAGUGGUGGUAAUUAUCGAGAGUGCGGUGUGGAUUGGAAGGUGCGAUGCCAUCCAACUACAACGUGGAAUGAAUAUUUGAAAGGACCUUCAACUUCCUGCAGAGUUUUUAUGUCAUUGAGUGUUUUUACCUGGACAAUCCCGGGAGAUGGAACAUCUCGUUUGCAAGGGUGUCCAGGGUGUCGAGUGACACAAACAGAGCGUAAGUUCUUCUUGACAUGUAUACAUAUGUAUGUAUGUGCUCAUACAUACAGCAGCCAUGGUUAUAUUUUUUAUGUAACGGCAAGAAUAUUGAACAAGACUGCUUUGAAACUGAUUGCUAUUAUUUUUUGUUCACGUACGAUGGUGUUGAGCAAUACAGCUAGCAUAUUAAUUAAUGCCACUGCGUGGCUUUAGACUCUUAAAUAGAUGCAGUUAUUACUUUCAGAGUCUACUACGUAGGUUUAUCACGGUUGCGCUGUAUAUUUCCGACGUGUUUUCGGGUUCUACCGCGUUUCGUUUGACAUUUCGCUUCACGAGCUGGGAGCUUCUUAAUGCGGCGAGAGUUGACGAUGGCUUUGGUUCUUUAUCCAGCAGUGGAUAGAUCAUGGAUGACGAUGAUGGUGAUGAGUUCAGAAGAGGGGGGGGGGGCAUGACUGAAGAGUUCAGUUGCUGAAGAAGCUCCUGGCACAUGAUGCGAAACUUCUGAGAUCAUGGCGAAACCACAUGCGGUACAGGACAACCCGAAAACACAUCGGAGGGCCCUACUUGCAGAGUUGUUUUAAGUUUGCUUACUGUACUCGAGCAUUCAGGGGCACGUAUUUAAAGAUGUUGGCGUUGAGCACUUGGCUUGUUUGGUUGAGUAUCAGUACCGUUGUUAUUUCAGUUCUGUUAAGUUGUCGAACGUAACCACUAUUUAAAAUGUUGUAGCGUCGAUACAUUUAUUUUCUGUAGUGCAUUACAGUAGUUAUUUAUUUCGUUAUUUUAAAUGUUAAGGUCAAUGUUUUGCAAGAUAAAUUAUGUUUGUUUUUUGGCAAAUGCUGGUGGUAUGCGCUGACCUCUGUGCACGAGCUAUUGUAUGAAUGCAUUUUUCAUGAAUACCUUCUAAAAAAUAAAGGAUGCAAACAUUUUAAGAAA